This is a messenger RNA of Eutrema salsugineum, 1237 nucleotides long. RefSeq lists its product as uncharacterized. Lineage: Eukaryota; Viridiplantae; Streptophyta; Magnoliopsida; Brassicales; Brassicaceae. Gene Ontology annotation, cellular component: SAGA complex. The transcript is spliced from 9 exons. The record is from RefSeq and is a predicted model, not a curated record. Bases 201 to 1019 code for a protein of 272 amino acids.
UCUUUUCUUUUCUUCCAUCAUUUCUGAGAUUUUUUUCCUCCUAUGUUUCAACAUUGAACUCCGGAACGUUGAUUAUUAAUUUUUGUUUGAGUUUCCACAAGAAAUUGAUGAUACUUUGCUGAUUGCAAUUUUAAUCUGCCUGAAUUUCUGGGGUUUCUUUUUCGGGCUCGUGUCGUCGAUUUUGCAGCAGCCUGAGGACGAUGUCUUCAUCGCCGGACAUUGCCGGAAUCUUGGAUAACACGAAAGAGCUUGAUCGGUUAAGGAAAGAACAAGAGGAAGUGCUUGUGGAGAUUAACAAGAUGCAUAAGAAGCUUCAAGCUACGCCUGAGAUAGUUGAGAAGCCUGGUGAUACUUCAUUGUCAAAGCUUAAAAAUUUGUACAUUCAAGCAAAAGAGCUUUCAGAAAGUGAAGUAACUGUUUCAAACAUUCUUCUUACUCAGUUGGAUUCCCUGCUUCCAUCUGGACCAACUGGGCAACAACGGAGAAAACUAGUGGCAGAAGGCAACGAUCAGAAGAGGAAGAGAAUGAAAGUAGAUUCAGAUGUAACAAGGGUUUCUCCUUCCAUGAGAAAUCAAAUCGAGGCAUAUGCCAGUCUAAGGGGUGAACAGGUUGCUGCAAGAGUCACAGCCGAUGACGCCGAGAAGGAUGAAUGGUUUGUGGUGAAAGUCAUUCACUUCGAUAGAGAAACUAAAGAAGUUGAAGUACUCGAUGAAGAACCAGGAGAUGACGAGGAAGGAGGUGGCCAGAGGACAUAUAAACUAUCAAUGUCGUGUAUUUUACCGUUUCCAAAACGGAAUGAUCCAUCAAACACACAAGAGUUUUUACCAGGGAAACACGUCUUAGCUGUAUAUCCAGGAACCACAGCUCUUUACAAGGCGACUGUAAUUAGUACCCCACGAAAGAGGAAGUCUGACGAGUACUUGCUAGAAUUCGAUGACGAUGAAGAAGAUGGAGCAUUACCACAAAGAACAGUGCCUUUCCACAAAGUGGUAGCUUUACCAGAAGGCCAUCGCCAGUGAUUUCAGAUGGGUACAUUGAAAUAUGAGACUCUUCAUGUUUGUUUCUUUAUGGCCACAUCAAAAGUUAAAGGUUGUUACCUUUGGUUGUGUUCAAAGGAGAUCUCUUUGAAGAAUAAAAAAGUGAGUUUUUUUUUUUGCUUCUCAAUAUGGGGAAAAGCUACUCUAGUUUAACGUAAUAUUUGAAUGUGUAUAAAUGUACGGUUAUUUACAUUAUGUUG